Penicillium chermesinum is the source of this 201-nucleotide messenger RNA. RefSeq lists its product as uncharacterized. Lineage: Eukaryota; Fungi; Ascomycota; Eurotiomycetes; Eurotiales; Aspergillaceae. Bases 1 to 201 code for a protein of 66 amino acids. The record is from RefSeq and is a predicted model, not a curated record. The transcript is spliced from 2 exons.
AUGUACUCCUGCGCAAACUACCCUCGUGGCUGCCGAGGGCGUACCAAUCGAGAGGGUACCAAAUGUUCCGACUGCAGACAACUCAACCUACGUCGUCCGGGAACUGCUUCUCCAUUCGCUCAACCCCACAUUUUUAAGCGCCAGCUACCAUCAGAGCGCCUCGGCGACUCAACCCUCGGUCUCCCAGAGAAAGCCAUGUAA